Messenger RNA from Alternaria alternata, 1182 nucleotides. Its product is annotated as histone-fold-containing protein. Gene Ontology annotation, biological process: DNA damage response; leading strand elongation; heterochromatin formation. Lineage: Eukaryota; Fungi; Ascomycota; Dothideomycetes; Pleosporales; Pleosporaceae. Gene Ontology annotation, cellular component: epsilon DNA polymerase complex; CHRAC. The record is from RefSeq and is a predicted model, not a curated record. Bases 163 to 807 code for a protein of 214 amino acids. Gene Ontology annotation, molecular function: chromatin DNA binding; protein heterodimerization activity. The transcript has 2 exons.
UCCGUAACCACACCAAACUAUGCCGCCGAGGAAGAGCAAUGUAUCGGCGGUGUCAAACGAAGAGAGUCCCGCACCGCCUAGAUCAGUACCGAGAGAGGAGAGCUUGGGUGUCGAGGUUUGUCGCAUUACUUGAAAGCGUGUUGGACUACAAUACGGCUAACAAUGCGAUUGCAGGACCUGAAUCUGCCAAAGUCUAUAGUCCAGCGUCUGGCCAAAGGUGUCCUGCCACCGAAUACCCAAAUACAAAAAGAUGCGCUCCUUGCUAUGAGCAAGAGCGCGACUGUGUUUGUCAACUACAUCACAUCAGCCGCCGCGGAAAAGGCACUCGCCAGCGGCAAGAAAACCGUCAUGCCGAAAGAUGUGUUCGAUGCAAUGACAGAGCUGGAAUUCGCGUCCUUUCUCCCCCGCCUCGAGGCCGAAGUCACCAAAUUCACGUCGAUACAAGCCGAUAAGCGGAAUACGUACAGGAAGAAGGUACGCGAAGAGAAGAAAGCUACAAAUGGUACCACCGAGGUUGCUACUUCAACUCCUGCGAAGUCGGCGGAAGGUGGUGACGUGACAAUGGAGGGUGCGGAUGAUGGUGGUGAGAGGGCGACGAAGAGGGCCAGACGGGAGAGUGGAGAUGCGGGUGAGGGAGAUGUCACUGAAGAGGAGGUGGACGAGACACAAGACGUCGAGGACGAGGAAGUCGAGGAUGACGAAAUCGAGGAGGAGGUUGUCGGAGAGGAAUUGACAGAAGAUCCGCUUGAGGAGAAGGAGGCCAACAAGGACGACGACGAUGACGACGACGGGAAUGAGAGCGACUGAGAAGUCAGACGUGUCUCGUAGGGCUGGAAAGAUAUCACUGCAUGGGACGGCGUUCAGGAUGGGCGGGGUCUGAAGCAUUGGUUCAGAGCAGAUCAGUCAAGAAUCUGAAUUGAAUGUGCUGUGUUUCACGAGACACGAUACUGGAGCUACCUAAGCCCAUAGGUUGUCUCAAUGUAUGAAGUCAUUGCACUCCACGUCUCUGUGAGGCUCAUAGUGUCGGAUUGCCUGGACGUCGCGCGCAUCUUGCAAUCAUGAUACCAUAUGCAUUACGCAACUCCUGUCGUGGUUAUAGUCCUUUACGUGGAUGCUUCUGUGCUCCUCAAGAGCAUGUUUGUAUGCCACCUUCAGCGCUUCGUCUUUGGGGGUAUGCUGGAA